AGGAUGGGGCCAAUUAGUAGCGCAGCUAGCGCUUGACAGCUAAUAAUCCUUCGUCAUACUUAACAGUUAAUCUCCGCUAAUGUUCCCCACACUGUUCAUCAGUAGCGGAAGAAUUUCUACAUCAGAAAUCAGAUUCAUACCCACCAAAAUACACCGCCCCCAUCCCUCUUCUCUCUCACACUCCCCAUAAAAGCGCAGUCUCUGUUUUCUUGUUCAAAUGUAGUGAAACAGACGCUUCAAUUUGGACCAACACGUUUGCUCUACGUAAAUCUGAGCCUCCCCAGAAAAGGAGAAAAAAAAACACACACACACACACACUCUUAUGUAUGUAUAGAUAUAUACUGUAUUAUAUGUACUGUUUAUUUAUACAUACAUAUAUAUAUACGGUAUAUACAUUAAUAUAAUAAUCGAUGACGACGAGCUUUAACAGUCCGUCGAGAAGCCCGGCCAGUAGUAGGAUACAAUUGGGCGGAGGUGGCAGUGCUUCCAGGCUUAGAUCUUCAUCGCUGAAGAAGCCGCCGGAGCCCCUCCGCCGAGCCGUUGCCGACUGUUUAUCGUCUUCGGCUCCGUCCAACCAUGGGAGCUUCUCUGCAGCCGCCUCCGAAGCUUUACGGACUCUUCGGGAUUACUUGGCAGCAAACUCAACAACUGACUUGGCUUAUGGUGUGCUUUUAGAACAUACACUUGCAGAAAGAGAACGCAGUCCAGCGGUGGUUGCAAGGUGUGUGUCACUUUUGAAGCGAUAUCUUUUGAGAUAUAAACCUAGUGAGGAGACAUUGCAGCACAUAGAUCGGUUUUGCAUUAGCAUAAUUGCUGAGUGCAAUUUGAACCCAAACCAUAAAUUGGCAGCCCACUCUCAUUCUUUAAACCUGCAAUCUGCAGCGCCCACUACAUCCACAAAUGUUUCUCCUUUGCCUGUAUCAAGUUUUGCAUCAGGAGCACUGGUGAAGUCACUGAGCUAUGUUCGCUCUUUAGUGGCUCAAUACAUCCCAAGACGGUCCUUCCAGCCUGCAGCUUUUGCUGGAGCACCAACUGCCUCAAGACAGUCACUUCCAACUUUGUCAUCUUUAUUGAGUAAAUCUUUUAAUUCCCAGUUAAGUCCAGUAAAUUCUAAAGAAGCUUCUGAAAAGAAAGAAGCUUCUGCAUUAUCGGUUUCAGACUCAGCAAUUCCUGAAGAAGUUGAUGUAUCUGAAGACUACGAAUACAUAGCCCUUGACAUUUUUAAAUGGCGCUGGUGUAGAGAUCAACAGUCGUCACUUCUUUCACCUAAAAGUGAUCAUGUUUUGAAACCCCAAGAUGUCAGCACACAUAAUUUUCUGGAAGUAGGUGCUGCAGCCCUUCUUGUAGGGGACUUGGAAGCUAAAAUGCAGGGCAAACCAUGGGGAGCUUUUGGGACUGCUGAUAUGCCAUAUCUUGAUCAACUUUUACAGCCUUCUUUGCUUACAACUGUCACCAAUUCUGCUGCUGCUCGAGCGCACUUAAAAGCAAUAACAGCCUUAAAACGCUCUAAACCAGGACCUCAACAAAUCUGGGAAGAUUCGCCCAUAAGUAUGUUCCGUCCACGUGCAAAACCGCUUUUCCAGUACAGGCACUACAGCGAACAACAGCCUUUGCGUCUGAAUGCGGCAGAGGUAUGCGAGGUUAUAGCUGCAGUUUGCACCGAGACACGUUCUCCAAAUGCUAAUUUCAUGACAGUCUCAUCUAAAUUAAGUAAUAACAGUGGAAAGCCAUCAAUGGAUGUGGCAGUGAGCGUGCUUGUCAAACUCGUGAUUGACAUGUAUGUUUUGGAUUCUGAGACCGCUGGUCCACUCACUCUAUUUAUGCUUGAGGAAAUGCUAAAUUCUCCAAGGCUGGUAUCAAAAACUCGGGCUUUUGAUUUAAUUCUGAACCUAGGUGUUCAUGCGCAUCUACUGGAGCCUCCACCGCAGGAUGAGGACUCCCCAGUUGACGAAGAGUAUUCUCAGGAACAAAUUUUGGACAAUGAAAUGCCACCUUCCUCAGAGGCAACGAGAAAGAUGGAUUAUUUUAAGAAAAUGGGAAAUUGCUCAGCUGUUGACAAAUUUGAAUGCUGGAUUUUAGGCAUUCUCUCUGAGGUCCUUCUUCAUCUUGUGCAGGUAGAAGAGAAGGAAGAAUCUAUCUGGGCUUCUGCGUUAAGCUGUUUAUUGUAUUUUGUCUGUGAUAGAGGCAAAAUCCGCAGGAGCAGAUUGAAAGCACUUGACAUAAGAGUUAUCAAGGUUUUGUUGACAAUAAGCCGGCUAAAUUGUUGGGCAGAAGUAGUUCGAAGCAAGCUUAUCUGCAUGUUGACAAACAUGUUUUAUGAAGUUCCAGAUGGUUCUAUUAAUUCUGCUUCAGCUACCCCUAUGUUUUUUACUGAGCAAAUUGAUCUGAUUGGAGGAAUUGAAUUUAUUUUUGUUGAGUUAGUGCUUUCAAACUCCAGAGAUGCACGGAGAAAUUUGUACCUGGUGCUCUUUGACUACGUCUUACAUCAAAUAAAUGAGAAGUGUAUUGCAACUGGGGAGUCUGAAUACAAUGAUGAAGAGGUCCAACCAAUUGCUAACUUGCUUAUGCUUGCCGAUGCCCCUGAAGCUUUACAUAUUUCUGUUAAGCUUGGAGUUGAUGGCAUUAUAGAGCUUUUGAGGAGAUCAGUUUCUACUGCAUUGUCGAGAUAUCCCAAUAGCGAUCGCCUUAUUGUGCUUAUGGAGAAAAUUGUUGAGAAGUUUGAUGCACUUAUAAGUUCAUUUACUCGUGUGGACAAAGAGUUUGCACACAUGAUAAAGACAGCUAAAUCUUGUAAGUUUCUGGAAAGUAUUGAAAGAUAUCGGAGAAACAGCUUGAGCAUGAAGGCAAAGCUGUCUUGGGCCACUUUACAUUCUCUUCUUCAUUCUGAAAGAAAUUUGUAUCGCCACCAUGGUUAUUUGUGGUUGGGGGAUUUACUAAUAGCAGAAAUCAGUGAGGGAGGUGAUACAAGUAUUUGGUCAAGAAUUAAAAAUUUGGAGCAGAAAAUUGCCCUUGCUGGUGUUAAUGAUUAUUCAGCUGCUUUGGAUGUACCACUGCAUAUAUGGCUUUUCUGUGGACUUCUAAGAUCCAAGAAUAGUUUCAUCCGGUGGGGCUUUCUAUACAUCCUUGAGAGGCUUCUUAUGCGAAGUAAAUUUCUUUUAGAUGAGAGUGAAGUCCAUCAUGCGAUCAAUGUUGAAGCUUCUGGAUAUAUAAAUGACAAGAGUCGUCUUGAGAAAGCAAAUGCAGUUAUAGAUAUUAUGAGCAGUGCUUUGUCUUUGAUGGCUCAGAUAAAUGAAACUGAUCAUAUGAACAUACUGAAGAUGUGUGACAUUCUGUUUUCUCAAUUAUGCCUGAAAGUUCUACCUACAAGUGCAAUCCCACUAGGAGAUGUCAUGCUUGGAAAUAGAGAUUCUAGUGUAGAUUGGAACAAGAAAGCUGAUUCAGAACAUUUCACUCGAAAUGAGAGUCACAGCUGGGAUGAGACCUUUGGCGAUACUACUAGCACAUUUAACCCAAGCAAAGAUCCCUUGGUUGGAGAGACUGCAUCCAUGGCAGCACUACUCCUUCAUGGGCAGGCCAUUGUUCCUAUGCAAUUGGUUGCACGUGUUCCUGCUGCAUUGUUUUAUUGGCCUCUUAUCCAACUUGCAGCUUCUGCAACAGAUAAUAUUGCUUUGGGCGUUUCUGUGGGUAGCAAAGGAAGAGGAAAUGUACCUGGUGCUACCUCAGACAUUAGAGCUACGCUUCUCUUACUUUUAAUUGGCAAAUGUACUGCAGAUCCUGCAGCUUUUAAGGAAUUUGGUGGAGAGCAGUUUUUUAGGGUGUUGUUAGAUGAUACGGAUUCUAGAGUGGCAUAUUAUUCUUCAACUUUUCUUCUGAAGAGAAUGAUGACGGAAGAACCAGAAAAUUAUCAAAGAAUGCUACAUAGUCUCGUUUCAAGAGCUCAACAGAGUAACAAUGAAAAGCUGUUAGAGAAUCCCUACCUCCAGAUGCGAGGCUUACUUCAGCUUUCAAAUGAAUGACUUUGGUGCUUAUCCACCACCUUCUGUUGCUAUCAUCAGAAAGUGAAUUUUAUCGCUCCUGAUGAUCACAAAGUUUAAUUGUGGGUAUAGCUGCUAAAUAUUUAAUGGCUUGACUAUUGGAUGCCUACAUUUUUGUUUUGCAUCAAACAGUUGAAGAUGUGUAUUUGUUCCUUUACCUGGCCAAAGUAUGACAUCCAAGAGAAUGGGUGCUGAAGUUAAUUCAUACUCUAGCAUACUUGCUCUUUGUGUGCUUCAAGAAAAUUUGUGUUGCAAGUUACAAGGAAAUUCAUGACUAGCUUCUUCAUCAGGAUCAUGUUGCGGACUUCUGGAAAUAUCUUCGGCUUAUUAAAUUUGUGAUGCUUCAUGUUGUGUGUGGAUAAGUGCUCAAAUUGCACAUCCAAGAUUAUCCAGCUCAAAGAGUGAAGGACAUGAAUUGAUUACAUGGCCACUGCAUUUGGAUCUUUUUCAGAAACAGUUAUUGGCAAGAAUUGAGUGUGGAAUUUUUGCUAGAUGUGCUGCACGGUGGCAAGAAUUUUUUUGGAUUGAAUUGAUAAUAUGGAGAUACUCGCUUCAGUACAUUGAAAUGCUUCGUGUGAUUGCACUCGUGGAUUAGGUUUCAUUUGAUGGCCACCUGGUAAAUAUAUACUGUGGUUUAGAUCUCUCAAUUGCUGCACUUAUCACAUAUGAGGUUGCUUGGUAUGUAUUUUUGGAGAUGAUUGAUAGUUCUUAUUAUUCUUAGCUUUGUAAAUAUGUGGUUUUGAUUUGUCAUGUUCAUCCCCCGAUAUUAUGAAAACGGGUGGAAGGAUCAUGUUGCGAUAGUUGUAAGAUAGCUGUCGAGAAAUUUUGCCAUCCUAACAUGUAAAUGGUGAAAUCCUAGAGGGCAAUGUAAUAUCUUAUAUAUUCUAUUUGGAACUGUUCAAAGCUGCUAUCAUCAAUUCAAUAACAAGGAAUAGAAAGUUCUUGACUGAA
Messenger RNA from Coffea arabica (coffee), 4985 nucleotides. The record is from RefSeq and is a predicted model, not a curated record. Lineage: Eukaryota; Viridiplantae; Streptophyta; Magnoliopsida; Gentianales; Rubiaceae.